Sardina pilchardus (European sardine) is the source of this 609-nucleotide messenger RNA. It is a transcript of the gene srp9, whose product is annotated as signal recognition particle 9. Gene Ontology annotation, biological process: SRP-dependent cotranslational protein targeting to membrane; negative regulation of translational elongation. The record is from RefSeq and is a predicted model, not a curated record. Bases 130 to 390 code for a protein of 86 amino acids. The transcript has 3 exons. Gene Ontology annotation, cellular component: signal recognition particle, endoplasmic reticulum targeting. Gene Ontology annotation, molecular function: 7S RNA binding. Lineage: Eukaryota; Metazoa; Chordata; Actinopteri; Clupeiformes; Clupeidae.
AUUCACAGCAGAAGAAGCAGAGGCUCAGUGGUGCUGUUUCUUCUUUGAUGAGGUGGAAUUAUCUUACUGAGUGGAUCAACACGGCUGUAUUUUUCAAACUGCUUUAAUCUUUCUGUCUUUCUCCAAAUCAUGCCGUACUAUCAAGCAUGGGACGAAUUUGCCCGGGCUGCCGAAAAGCUAUAUCUAACUGAACCGAUGAAGGUUAGAGUGGUCCUGAAGUACAGGCACUGUGAUGGGAACCUCUGUAUAAAAGUCACAGAUGACGCUGUGUGUUUGCAGUACAAGACCGAUCAAGCGCAAGAUGUGAAGAAGAUUGAAAAGCUACAUGGAAAGUUGAUGAGAUUAAUGGUCUCUAAAGAGUCUCACAGUGGUGCAAUGGAGACAGAUUGAUACUGGAUUCAUUGACUUUGUAUUGUGCCAAUUUAGAAAAUUUUGACAUUCAGCCGAAGUAUUCACAGUUGAAGCUGUACAUGGUUAUAUAUUAUUUUCACUUUAUUUGUGUAAGCAUCUGCUAUCAAAGGCAAGCAGGUGAAUCACAGUCCUGUAAGUGAGGUGAGGGAACAGGUGUGCUUGCUCAAUUUCCAGUCACCAAAUAAAUUUUGGUCUGUA